Arabis nemorensis is the source of this 1701-nucleotide messenger RNA. NCBI's taxonomy places the organism in Eukaryota, Viridiplantae, Streptophyta, Magnoliopsida, Brassicales, Brassicaceae. The record is from the annotation of a GenBank genome assembly.
AUGGAGAAUCGUAAAGGUGGAAACUUGAGCAGCAUACCAAGCUCUGAAGCUUUGACUACGACGCUCCGUAAUGCGAUUCAAGCUCUAGGUCGCGGCUUUGAUGUCACAUCUGAUGUUCGGCUUCUCUAUUGCAAAGGAGCUCCUGGGUCAAGGCUAGUUCGUAUCGAAGAAGGACAGAACAGAGAUCUUGACUUGUCUGAUGGAUAUGUUCUUCCUAAUGUUCCUGUUGAUAUUGAGUGUUCUCGAGGCAGAAAUAGCAUUCAGAGAAUCCCUGUUUGCACUUUCCAUCAGAUGGCAGAAUACUUCAAUGAGAGAUCAGGUGUAAAAGGGAACAUACCGCUUGGAUGUUUUAACGCUAUGUUCAAUUACACGGGUUCUUGGCAAGUCGAUGCAGCAUCCACGAAAUCUCUUGCACUGGUUGGAUAUUUUAUACCGCUUUAUGAAGUCAAAUUGGCAAAGCUUACAUUGGUUUUGCGCAACGAGAUCAGACGAGCUAUUCCUUCCUCAUGGGAUCCUGCUUUGUUAGCUAGCUUUAUUGAAAAUUACGGUACUCAUAUUGUAACUUCGGUGACGAUUGGUGGAAGAGACGUAGUUUACAUCAGACAGCAUCAGUCUUCUCCUUUACCGGUAUCUGAAAUCGAGAACUAUGUCAAUGACAUGACGGAGCAUAGGUUUCAUGAAGAAGAGAGUCAAUCUAUUACUGGCCCUUUAAAAUACAAAGACAAGGAUAUUACAGUAAUAUUUAGGCGAAGAGGAGGUGACGAUCUUGAGCAAAGCCAUGCUCGAUGGGCUGAGACAGUACCCGCAGCUCCAGACAUUAUCAACAUGACUUUUACUCCCAUUGUUUCUCUGCUCGAAGGUGUACCUGGUCUAAGGCAUUUAACUCGUGCUAUCGACCUUUAUUUGGAAUAUAAGCCUCCUAUCGAAGAUUUACAAUACUUCUUGGAUUUCCAAAUAGCUCGAGCUUGGGCUCCCGAACAGAGUAACCUCCAACGGAAAGAACCUGUGUGUCAAUCUCUUCAAUUUAGCUUAAUGGGUCCCAAACUAUUCAUCAGCGCUGAUCAGGUAACAGUUGGGCGUAAACCCGUCACAGGUCUCAGGCUAAGCUUAGAAGGAAGCAAACAAAACCGCCUCUCUAUCCAUUUACAACACUUAGUCUCCCUUCCCAAAAUUCUGCAGCCACAUUGGGACUCUCACGUACCAAUAGGUGCACCGAAAUGGCAAGGACCAGAGGAGCAAGAUAGCCGUUGGUUCGAGCCAAUCAAAUGGAAGAACUUCUCCCACGUAAGCACCUCGCCUAUAGAACACACCGAGACCCACAUCGGCGACCUCUCGGGCGUCCACAUUGUCACCGGAGCACAGCUCGGGGUAUGGGAUUUCGGAUCAAAAAAUGUUUUGCACCUAAAACUACUCUUCUCUAAAGUCCCCGGUUGUACAAUACGACGGUCUGUCUGGGACCACACUCCGGUCGCUUCCACCGCGAGACUGGAACCGGGAGGUCCAUCUACAUCGAGUUCGGCUGAGGAGAAGCGAGAGGACGUGUCAGGACAAUCAGGGAAACUAGCUAAGAUCGUUGAUUCAUCAGAGAUGUUGAAAGGACCACAAGAUUUGCCUGGACAUUGGCUUGUCACUGGAGCAAAGCUAGGCGUUGAAAAGGGUAAGAUUGUGUUGCGUGUGAAGUAUUCGUUGCUAAACUAUUGA